Molecule: messenger RNA, 689 nt
Organism: Antrostomus carolinensis (chuck-will's-widow)
Lineage: Eukaryota; Metazoa; Chordata; Aves; Caprimulgiformes; Caprimulgidae
Product: UPF0183 protein C16orf70 homolog
Exons: 7
Biological process (GO): Golgi to plasma membrane protein transport
Cellular component (GO): dendrite; trans-Golgi network; synaptic vesicle membrane
Source: RefSeq, a predicted model, not a curated record
UCACCUCUUAGCCAUGACCUCAUCCUUAACCUGACUCAGGAUGGAAUCAAACUGCUGUUUGAUGCUUUCAAUCAGAGACUUAAGGUGAUUGAAGUUUAUGACUUGACUAAGGUGAAGUUAAAAUAUUGUGGUGUCCAUUUUAACUCUCAGGCAAUUGCUCCAACCAUAGAACAAAUUGAUCAGUCAUUUGGAGCAACACAUCCAGGAGUGUAUAAUUCAGCUGAGCAACUCUUUCACCUCAAUUUCAGAGGACUGUCGUUUUCCUUUCAGUUAGACUCCUGGACUGAAACUCCGAAGUACGAGCCUAACUUUGCCCAUGGUCUGGCCUCUCUGCAAAUACCACAUGGUGCAACUGUGAAACGCAUGUACAUCUACAAUGGAAACAGUCUGCAGGAUACCAAGGCUCCCUUGAUGCCCCUCAGCUGUUUCCUUGGUAAUGUGUACGCUGAGAACGUUGAUGUUCUGAGAGAUGGAACUGGACCCUCAGGUUUACGGCUUCGCCUACUCACUGCAGGUUGUGGCCCGGGUGUUUUAGCCGAUGCCAAGAUGCGGGUAUUUGAGCGAUGUGUGUACUUUGGUGAUUCGUGCCAGGAUGUGCUGAGCACCCUGGGGUCUCCACACAAAGUCUUCUACAAGUCUGAAGAUAAGGUGAGGGAAUUAAUUCAGGCCCAAGACUUUGUCUCUGUUCA